GUCACCUCCUCAGGAAAUUGAAAAUUCCACCGAAAGUCGGUGUGGAUGAUGGAAUGGAAGUAUUAUUAUCAUUGUCAAUUCGGUUUUCUUUUCACAUCUCGAUCUCUCUAUCCUUUGCUUUAGCCACUUUCACCAACAGUAGUCAUCCCAACAACUUCCAAUUCAGCUCCCCAAUCUUCUCUAUAAAUCUGCCACUACUUCAGUCUUGGAGAUUGGAAACAUUUCCAAAAAGAAAUAUUAAACUAAGAGGUUUUCUUUGUACACUUAGUGGCACCACAUGUGCUGUGGAUUCGCAUAGUUUGCACUUUCUAUGCUAUUAACGCCACCAUCCAUCCCAUUACCAUCUCGCUCUCUUCUAUAUAAAAACUACUCUACUACUCGUUGAGUAAAUACCAUUCCUCUCCCUUCUGCUUCUUCGCCACAAUCUUUCUUAAUUGAUUAAGUUAAUAUUCAUAGAGGAAUUAAAUGGAUGAGGAAGCUAAGCAGGAACAAGCCCCGCCAGAGGAGAAAAAGGAAGAGAAGGCAGAGGAGAAGCCAGCGGAAGAAAAGAAGGAGGAACCACCACCGCCACCUCCUCCUUUCGUCUUGUUUGUGGACUUGCAUUGUGUGGGAUGUGCAAAGAAGAUUGAGAAAUCAGUCAAGAAGAUUAGAGGUGUGGAAGGAGUUGCGAUCGAUAUGGCUCAAAACCAAGUGACGAUAAAGGGAAUUAUCGAACCCCAAGCAAUAUGCGCUAAAAUCAUGAAGAAAACCAAAAGAAGAGCUAGAGUCCUGUCCCCCUUGCCUGCAGCUGAGGGUGAACCUAUGCCAGAAGUUGUCUCUUCACAGGUUAGUGGAUUAGCAACUGUGGAGCUCAACGUAGACAUGCAUUGCCAAGCCUGUGCUGAGCAACUGAAGAGAAAGAUACUAAAAAUGAGAGGCGUACAAAGUGCAGUAACCGAGCAUACCACAGGGAAAGUUACAGUGACGGGCACCAUGGAUGCAAACAAGCUAGUGGACUAUGUGUAUAGACGCACCAAAAAGCAGGCGAGGAUCGUGCCAGCUCAACCUGAACCCGAGAAGCAAGAAGAGAAAAAGAAGGGCGAAGAGAAGCCAGCUGAAGAAGCCAAACCUGAAGAAAACGCAGGGAAAAAAGAAGAAGAAAAACCACCCGAAGAAGCCAAGAAAGACGAAGGUAAUAAAGAAGCUGAAAACAAAGAAGGGAAGGAAGAGGAAAAGAAAGAAGCAACAGAAGAGAACGAUAGCAGUAACAAUGAGGAGGAAUCGAUGAAGAAAAUGAUCCACUACUACCAGCCCCUUUACAUUAUCGAGCGAAUGCCUCCUGCUCCUCAGCUUUUCAGUGACGAAAAUCCCAACGCUUGUUGCAUUUCCUAGUCAUGAAUGUUUUCACGUUUUACUAGUUUUCUAUAGUUUUUUUUUUAAUUAGUUAAUUUUUACCAUAAUGUGGAGUAGUAUAUAUAUAAGUAAUGUUCAUGAGUCCGUACCACUGAUGAUGAGAAUUUUAGAGAAAUCUGGUGGACGGCUCAUGAUCAAUCAGGGUAUGUGAAGGAAUGGCAUCAUUAUACAACUGAGUUGAUUAAUAAUAUGAUCAUUCUGUAUCAAAGUCAUAGUUGCUGUAUAAGAUAA
Molecule: messenger RNA, 1623 nt
Organism: Durio zibethinus
Lineage: Eukaryota; Viridiplantae; Streptophyta; Magnoliopsida; Malvales; Malvaceae
Product: heavy metal-associated isoprenylated plant protein 9-like
Molecular function (GO): metal ion binding
Source: RefSeq, a predicted model, not a curated record